This is a messenger RNA of Eutrema salsugineum, 1070 nucleotides long. Its product is annotated as glutathione S-transferase L3. Gene Ontology annotation, molecular function: glutathione transferase activity. NCBI's taxonomy places the organism in Eukaryota, Viridiplantae, Streptophyta, Magnoliopsida, Brassicales, Brassicaceae. The transcript has 10 exons. The coding region runs from base 139 to 843 and encodes 234 amino acids. The record is from RefSeq and is a predicted model, not a curated record.
CUUCACGUGUCUUCACACCUAACUGUAUGUAAUUCGAGGCUAUCACUAUGUGAAUAUGUUCUUAGCGUUUUCUGUUGUAUGAUCAAAAUCCUGAAUUCCUAAAGAACCAGAUCUUUCUGCUCCGUAAAACAAUCUUCCAUGGCUUCUCCUCUAGUUGUAGAAUCUCUUCCAGCGUCGCUCGAUGCUACAGCCGAUCCACCUACUCUGUUCGAUGGAACCACAAGAUUGUACACAAGCUACGUUUGCCCAUUUGCUCAACGAGUUUGGAUCACCAGAAAUUUCAAGGGUUUGCAAGAAAAGAUCAAACUUGUUCCUUUGGAUCUUGGGAACAGGCCUGCUUGGUACAAGGAGAAAGUGUACCCAGAGAACAAGGUUCCAGCCCUUGAGCACAAUGGAAAAAUCAUAGGGGAGAGUCUUGAUUUGAUCAAAUAUCUCGAUACCAAUUUCGAAGGGCCUUCUCUUUACCCCGAGGAUCAUGCAAAAAGAGAGUUUGGCGAAGAGUUGUUAAAAUACACUGAUACAUUCAUUAAAACUAUGUAUGUGUCACUCAAAGGAGACCCUUUUCAAGAAACCGCACCUGUGUUAGAUUAUCUUGAAAACGCUCUGCAUAUGUUCGAUGAUGGGCCAUUCUUCCUCGGCCAGUUUAGCUUGGUUGAUAUCGCCUACGUACCGUUCAUUGAAAGGUUUCAAAUCGUACUCAAUGAACUGUUUAAGUGUGACAUUACUGCAGAACGUCCCAAACUAUCAGCUUGGAUUGAGGAAAUAAACAAGAUUAAUGCCUACGCACAAACGAAGAUCGAUCCUAAGGAAAUUGUUGAUAUUUUCAAGAAAAAAUUCAUGUAAGGAAGCGCUAAGCAGUAUAGUGAGUUAGGGACCAUGGAUAUGAAGUAAGAAUCACGUGGUGCAAUGAGAUAUGUAUCUUACACGCAACAACAGCUUAAAUCUGUAUUUUACUUUUAAUCAACAAUAAAUGUUUAAUAUUCUCCGAUGACAUUAUUAUCUAUUAAACACAGAUACGUAGUGUUGAAACUAUAGUAUAAUUUCGGAAUGAAAACAGAGACAUUCUUCAA